CGCUCGUGAUGUCAUCGGUUGGCGACGCUUUCCCGGUGCCCAGGGGAAUGAUGGCGGAUGCAUUGAAUGUCGGGGUGAAUCUGGAGGCCUUUUCUCAGGCCAUUCACGCUAUCCAGGCCCUGCGGUCCAGUGUCACACGGGUGUUUGACUGCCUGAAGGAUGGCAUGAAAAACAAGGAGAGCCAGGAGUCCAGGGAGAGGGCCUUCGUCAGCGAGUUCCAGGACAACCUGCACUCUGUCAACAGGGACCUCAAUGAGCUGGAACGUCUCAGUAACCUGGUUGGUAAGCCCUCAGAGAACCAUCCUCUCCAUAACAGUGGAUUACUAAGCCUUGAUCCUGUUAAUGAUAAGACACCCCUCUACAGUCAGCUCCUUCAGGCGUACAAGUGGUCGAACAAGUUGCAGUACCACGCAGGACUGGCGUCUGGUCUCCUUAAUCAGCAAUCUUUAAAGCGUUCCGCCAAUCAAAUGGGUGUGUCUGUAAAGCGAAGGCCGAAAGCCCAACCCACCACGCUAGUCCUUCCACUUCAGUACAUUGAUGAUGUCAUUAACCGAAUUGAUCGAAUGUUCCCUGAAAUGACCAUUCAUUUGUCAAGACCCAAUGGUACCUCUGCCAUGUUGCUGGUGACUCUUGGCAAGGUGUUGAAGGUUAUCGUAGUGAUGCGAAGCCUUUUCAUUGACCGCACCAUAGUGAAGGGUUACAAUGAAAACGUCUAUACCGAGGAUGGGAAGCUGGAUAUAUGGUCGAAAUCCAAUUACCAAGUCUUCCAAAAGGUAACGGACCAUGCCACCACUGCUCUCUUACAUUACCAGCUACCACAGAUGCCAGAUGUUGUGGUCCGAUCCUUUAUGACCUGGUUAAGAAGUUACAUCAAGCUGUUCCAGGCCCCUUGCCAACGCUGCGGGAAGUUUUUGCAGGACGGUCUACCACCCACCUGGAGGGAUUUUCGCACCUUAGAAGCUUUCCAUGAUACUUGUCGGCAGUAGAUGAAGAACUUGGUGGGAUAUGGACAAACUGUUCCACUGGGGAAAUAACCAGCAAAUUUUCUACUGCAGUGGAAAAGACUUGGAUAGACUUGGGACAAAAUGAAUAAAAUGUCAAAGCGGGCUCCAGAAGAAGGUGAAGUUUCAGACUAAUGAUAUUCAGAAUGAAGAAAACAAGGACCUCUGAACCUUAGAAGAAAAGAUGUGCUCUCAGUGGGCUAUUGUAAUGCCAGAGGCAUUGAUCUAUAUACUUCUCUUAGCAGGGGCAAGUCACUGACAUUUUAGACUGAAUCAGAACUGGGAGUCCAGGAAAUAGAAUUAACGAUCAGUUCAUCUAUUCCCUAAUCUUGACAACCACUGCUCGAAUAUAUUGUCAGUUCUUCUACAGCCAAGAGUUUUAUAUCCAAUUGUUUUUGUAAACCGAAAGAUAUCAAAACUUUUCACUAACAUUUUUUUAUUAAAAUUUACAGGCUAACUUAAAUUGUACUUUUUUUGUGUUUGGGAGGUAGAGGUGUCUGGUUGAAUGAAGAUCUAGGGUUGUCAAAAGUUAGAACCUCAGGCUAGCAAAGCAUUAUGGGAGAUGUAGGAUCAAGCAUUUGGCCACCCCUGAUGAUAGCUGAUAUGACAACGUCCGUCUGGGAAAUUUGUGUUAUGGAAACACUGCACUGGUAACCUAAAGCAGGAUCUCUUCAAGGGCUUGGGGGGCAUAUGUGUACCCCCAGCUCUCCAAUGCCACCCAACAUAGUAAACGAUAAUGCAUUCUUGUGAAUACA
Messenger RNA from Pelobates fuscus (common spadefoot toad), 1756 nucleotides. RefSeq names its product mediator complex subunit 27 (gene MED27). Gene Ontology annotation, biological process: regulation of transcription by RNA polymerase II. Bases 9 to 986 code for a protein of 325 amino acids. Gene Ontology annotation, molecular function: transcription coactivator activity. Gene Ontology annotation, cellular component: mediator complex. The transcript is spliced from 8 exons. The record is from RefSeq and is a predicted model, not a curated record. NCBI's taxonomy places the organism in Eukaryota, Metazoa, Chordata, Amphibia, Anura, Pelobatidae.